Aspergillus nidulans FGSC A4 is the source of this 2502-nucleotide messenger RNA. RefSeq names its product DNA-dependent ATPase RAD54. The coding region runs from base 1 to 2502 and encodes 833 amino acids. The transcript has 7 exons. Gene Ontology annotation, molecular function: nucleotide binding; hydrolase activity; ATP binding. Gene Ontology annotation, cellular component: nucleus. The record is from RefSeq and is a predicted model, not a curated record. Lineage: Eukaryota; Fungi; Ascomycota; Eurotiomycetes; Eurotiales; Aspergillaceae.
AUGACGAAUAGUAGUGGACAACCACGCAGGAGUUCACAUACCUCGCACAAGAGAACUAGUGCUCUCAAAUCGAGUCAACUGUCGAGGAGCAGGUCAAGAAAGAGCUGCCUCUCCUAUAAAUGCCUAAUCGUUGAAGCAUCGCGCGUCAGCGCAUCCUCGAACUCCAUCGACCGCCUCUCGAAACCUUUCAAAUGCCCUGGAUCAGCUACACCAACUAGGGCUUCGGAUAAGCCUGCAAGAAAACGAAGGAAGGUGAAUUACGCCGGGGCCGAUGGAAGUAUCGACGACAAUAGCGUUAAACCAUAUACCAAUGAAGAACGCCUUGCGCUUGCCACUCGGGACGUCAACAGAUUUCCUGUCUUCAAGGCGAAGGACAAAGACGUAGCGUUCAAGCAAAAGUUCAAAGUGCCUUUGAUAAAUAAGUCGACCGGCACGUACGACAGCUCGCGACCCGCCCCAACCCUGGGGAUGAGGCAGGGUGCCUCAUUUGUGGUAAAACCUUUGCAUGACCCAAGUGGAGAGUUUGCGAUUGUCCUCUACGACCCAACCGUUGAUGAUAUCGAUGAGGUCAAGCCCGAGAAACAGGAUAAUGAUGCCAGUGAUAAGAUUCAGAAGCUGGAUGAGCCUAUCGUGCAUAAGAGCUUGGCGGAUAUCCUUGGGCUUAAGAAGAAAGUGGAAAACCGUCCAAAAGUCCCAGUUGUGAUUGAUCCUAGGCUAGCAAAGGUCUUACGUCCGCAUCAAGUCCAGUUCCUCUACCGCUGCACUACUGGAAUGAUUGAUAGAAACGCCCAUGGUUGCAUCAUGGCAGACGGAAUGGGGCUAGGAAAGACUCUUCAAUGCAUUUCUUUAAUGUGGACACUUCUGAAGCAGUCCCCCGAGGCUGGAAAGACAACCAUCCAGAAAUGCAUCAUUGCAUGCCCGUCGAGUUUGGUGGGUAAUUGGGCCAAUGAACUUGGCAAAUGGCUUGGGAAAGAUACUAUCACUCCGUUCGCGGUGGAUGGCAAAGCAUCAAAAACAGAGCUCACAAGCCAGUUGAAACAAUGGGCAAUCUCCUCCGGCCGCUCUAUCGUUAGACCGGUACUCAUUGUUUCCUAUGAAACACUGCGGAUGUAUGUCGAUACUUUGAAGGAUAGCCCGAUUGGGCUGCUCCUCUGUGAUGAAGGUCACAGAUUGAAGAAUAAAGAAAGUUUGACUUGGACAGCACUCAACAGUCUGAAUGUGCAACGCCGAGUGAUUCUGUCUGGGACGCCUAUUCAGAACGACCUUUCAGAAUAUUUUGCACUUCUCAAUUUCGCCAAUCCAGACCUUCUUGGGUCGCAAAACGAAUUUCGAAAGAGAUUUGAGAUACCCAUCCUCAAGGGGCGAGAUGCAGCAGGCACGGAAGAAGACAGGAAGAAAGGCGAUGAACGUCUGGCAGAGCUUUCCAGUAUCGUUAACAAGUUUAUCAUUCGGCGGACAAACGACAUUUUGUCCAAGUACUUGCCAGUCAAGUAUGAACAUGUUGUUUUCUGCAAUCUUUCACAAUUUCAACUGGACUUAUACAAACAUUUCAUCGAUAGUCCCGAGAUCAAAAGUCUUCUCAGGGGCAAAGGCAGUCAGCCUCUGAAAGCGAUCGGAAUACUGAAAAAGCUCUGCAACCAUCCAGACUUACUGAAUCUUUCCACUGAUCUUCCCGGGUGUGAGCACGCAUUCCCUGAUGAUUAUGUCCCUGUGGAAGCAAGGGGUCGAGACAGGGACGUCAGACCUUGGUAUUCUGGGAAAAUGAUGGUGCUUGACCGGAUGCUGGCGCGAAUACGCCAGGAUACAAAUGACAAAAUUGUUCUAAUUAGCAAUUAUACACAAACACUCGAUUUGUUUGAAAAGCUUUGCAGGUCAAGAGCAUAUGGUUGCCUGAGACUGGACGGUACGAUGAACGUUAAGAAACGACAGAAGCUGGUCGACAAGUUCAACGACCCCGACGGCGAAGAGUUUGUAUUCCUUCUCAGCAGCAAAGCCGGUGGGUGUGGUUUGAACUUGAUCGGUGCUAAUCGACUUGUUUUGUUCGAUCCCGAUUGGAACCCGGCAGCAGAUCAGCAGGCACUCGCGCGAGUUUGGCGUGAUGGUCAGAAGAAAGACUGUUUUGUCUACCGCUUCAUUGCAACUGGGUCCAUUGAAGAGAAGAUCUUCCAACGUCAAUCUCACAAACAGUCGCUUUCCUCCUGUGUGGUUGACUCCGCUGAGGAUGUUGAACGACAUUUUUCAUUGGACUCACUACGUGAGCUUUUCCAAUUCAAACCGGGAACUACGAGCGAUACGCAUGAUACUUUCAAAUGCAAAAGAUGCAGAGCCGAUGGGACUCAGUAUAUCAAGGCUCCAGCUAUGCUUUACGGUGACACCAGUUCUUGGAAUCAUUUCGUGAACACGGGCGAGAAGGGGCCGCUCAACCAGAUUCAAGACCUUUUGAUUCGACAAGAGACUCAGGAGCGAGAUGUCUCUGCGGUUUUCCAGUAUAUCAGUCAUUGA